This is a messenger RNA of Owenia fusiformis, 2388 nucleotides long. NCBI's taxonomy places the organism in Eukaryota, Metazoa, Annelida, Polychaeta, Sabellida, Oweniidae. The record is from the annotation of a GenBank genome assembly.
ACCCACCAACUUGCAAUGUGUUCUGUCUUGCUGCGGAUGAUUGUGAUAGAGGGCACUAUACUUGUGAUCCUAACACAGGGGCCAAGGUUUGUCUUCCUGGAUAUGCAGUUCCUGAAAAUGAUUGUAAACUCAAAACAGUUCCCCCACCAUCUGAUCCAGAUUGCCCAACUGACUCUCCAUGUCUUUAUGGAAGAUGCUACAGACGAGCGUGUUGCUGUAAUGCACAUUACACAGGAGAUAGAUGUGAAACUUUUAUAGAUUAUUGUGUCAGUAAUCCAUGCCAAAAUGGUGGAACGUGCAAUGCCACUGUUGGAGGGUUUACAUGUACAUGUCCAAAAGACUACACAGGGAGAUGGUGUGAAACAUAUGAUCUGCAAUGUCCUCCAAAUUACUAUAACCCACCAGAUUGCAAUGUAUACUGCCUUGCCGCAGAUGAUUGUGAUAGAGGUCAUUAUACUUGUGAUCCUAACACAGGGGCCAAGGUUUGUCUACCUGGAUAUGCAAUGCCUGAAUAUGACUGCAAAAUAAAAACGAUUCCCCCACCAACUGAUCCAGAUUGCCCAACUGACUCUCCAUGUGUUUAUGGAAGAUGCUACAGACGGGCAUGCUGCUGUGAUGAACAAUACACGGGUGUUAGAUGCGAGACCUUUAUAGACAAUUGCGUAAGUGAACCUUGUUUAAAUGGAGGCACAUGUAAUCCAAUUGUAGGUGGGUACACAUGCACUUGCUUGAUAGACUAUUCUGGUACUCAUUGCGAAACACAUGAUCCACAAUGUCCUCCAAAUUACUACAAUCCACCUGCUUGCAAUGUGUACUGUCUUGCUGCGGAUGAUUGUGAUAGAGGGCAUUAUACUUGUGAUCCCAACACUGGUGCAAAGGUAUGCAGAUAUGGUUGGGAUCUACCAGAACUGAACUGUACACUCAGAAUUAUCCCAAAGCCAGUUGAUGAAGAAUGCCCAGACUCUGAGAUAACUUGUGUAGCAGGUCAGUGUCAUAAUAAAUCUUGCUGUUGCUAUGACAACUGGACAGGACCCCAUUGUGACAUACCAGUAGACCACUGUUCAAAUAACCCUUGUUAUAAUGGAUCAACAUGCGAAAGAGAGACAGAUCGAUACAGAUGCAUUUGUGCAAAAGAUAUGUAUGGGUAUAACUGUGACACAUACUGUAAACCAGCUGAUGAUUGCCCAACUGGCCACUACACAUGUGACAGUAAAUCAGGAGAAAAGAUAUGUCUUGAAGGUUGGGAGACUCCGGAAAUCAACUGCACACUUAGAAUCAUCCCUCCUCCUUUAGAUUCUGAAUGCCCUGAUGAAGGAUUCUGUGCCGCUGGUCAAUGCCACAACAAAAGCUGUUGUUGUCAUGACAAAUGGACAGGAAUGCUUUGCGAAACAAGAAUUGAUGAAUGCCUCAGCGAACCAUGCCAGAAUGAGGGUACAUGUCAAGCAGAUGAGUCAAAGUACGAAUGUCUUUGCGCUCCAAAUUACUAUGGCUACAACUGUGAAACACUGUGUAAAGAUGCAGAUGACUGCAUCUAUGGGCACUAUGUGUGUAACAGAACAACGGGCGAAAAGAUAUGUCUUGAAGGUUGGGCUUUGCCAGAGAUAAACUGCACACUAAGGACAAUUCCACCUAUUGUAGAUCCUGAUUGCCCAGAUAAUGGUGUUUGCGUAUCAGGGCAAUGCCAUAACAAUGGUUGCUGUUGUAACGAUCAAUGGACUGGCGAGUUUUGUGAUGUCAUAGUAGACGCCUGUGCAAGUAACCCAUGCCUGAAUCAGGCCACCUGUAACCCAACAGAUGGGGGUUACACAUGUCUUUGUGAUUUUCGAUAUACAGGAACUCACUGUGAGACUUUCAUUCCAAAGUGAUUAUUUUCACAACCUCCAAGUUAAUCGUGCUUUAACUGUAAUAUAGCCAUUGUGCUAGCAAAAAACUAGACUUAUAUCAAAUUUCAUUGUAAAAUGUAACAAAUUCAUUGUGUUAUAACAAAUGCUUUCAUUGAAUAUAAUCUUUUUAACUGUAAUUUAGACAUUGCACUCGUAUAAACUGCUUUCAUCAAAUAAAUAUACAUGUAUUAUAAUAAUUAUUUUAAAAUAUAAUAUAGACAUUGUGUUAAAUUAAACUGUUUGUAUGAACUAUAAAUUUUAAACUGUAAUGUACGUUAAGCUGGGCUAGUAUAAAAUGUUUUCAUGGACUAUCAUAUUUUUGUAAACUAAAAUAUAGUCAUUGCAACAGAAAACAUGCUUUCAUGGACUAUCAAAUUAUAAACAUUUACUGUAGACACUGUCCUAGUAUAGACUGUUGUCAUGGACUAUCAAAUCAUUUAACUGUGCAACUGCCUAGUGUAAACUGUUUUCAUGGACUAUCAUACUUUUGUAAACUGAAAUGUAG